CCCCUCACCCAUGAGUUGGUAACCUUAGUGAUCACUUGCUUGUGUAAGAUCUUCUUCCUUCACACCUCCACACAAGCCAGUACACAACUUUGUAUGUUCAAAUGAAAUCCCACUGAAUCACAGACUAAAUAAACAUCCCCUCUGUUUAGCAGGCUGUUCCCCCAUAAUUUUUCUCUAUGUAAAGGCAGGAAUAGCUUAUAGGAAAUUAUCCUCAGUAAAUGACAGUGCUUCCAACCCGAAUAAGUGGGGAGAGACUAGCGUUACUCACCUUGACCACCACAUUCCAGCUCCGUCUGGGGCCCAGCGGAGCAGCAGGAGGCAGGCGAGACCGGAGCCAGUAACACUUGAGGAAGGAUGGCUGAACAGCGCCAGGACUUGGAGCUGCUGGAAGACCGUGCCGCGAGCCAGAAGAGCCUCUUGGGGGAGUCCCACCCAUCCGGAGAUAGGAAGGACCUGCAGACUGGCUACACCCUGCUUCAGGAUGGUGAGCAGGCCGCAGGCCUUCGGUUGCCCACACAGCUGCCCCACUCAGCGGGAGUACCAGGCUUGAAAGGGUUUGCCCAUCAGAGCCCUACCGAGGAUGGAUCAGAUGAGCCGGGCUCUGAGGCCUCUGAGGCUAAGAGCACGCCAACUACAGAAGAUGCCACUGCACCCCUGGUGGACGAGAGAGAGCAUGGUGAUCUGGCAGCCACCCCGCAGCAUGGGGACAUCCCGGAAGGAACCACAGCUGAGGAAGCAGGUGUUGGAGACACUCCCAGCCGGGAAGACCAAGCUGCAGGAGAUGUGGUCCAAGCUCGUGUGGCCAGCAGAGGAAAAGAUGUGCCUGGAACUGAUGAGAAGAAGUCCAAGGGAGUGGAGAGCAAGAGUGGAACCAAGAUGCCUCGAGGGGCCGCGGGGUCUUCGGCGCCCAGAGGAUCAGCCAACGCCUCCAGAAUCCCGGCCAAAACAACUUCCACCCCAAAGACUCCUCCCAGUGCAGGAGAAUCCGCUCGGUCUGGAGACAGGAGUGGAUACAGCAGCCCCGGUUCCCCAGACAGCCGCCCACGCACACCCUCCCUGCCCACGCCGACCAACAGGGAGCCAAAGAAGGUGGCCGUGGUCCGCACCCCGCCCAAGUCUCCCGCAUCCGUCAAGAGCCGCCUGCAGACUUCCAGCGCCCCCAUGCCGGACCUGAAAAACGUGAGGUCCAAGAUCGGGUCCACUGAGAACCUGAAGCACCAGCCCGGAGGUGGAAAGGUUCAAAUCGUGUACAAGCCAGUCGACUUGAGCCGUGUGACUUCCAAAUGCGGCUCCUUGGGCAACAUUCAUCACAAACCAGGUGGGGGCCAGGUGGAAGUGAAGUCUGAGAAGCUGGACUUUAAGGAGAAGGUUCAGUCGAAGAUUGGGUCCCUGGACAACAUCACCCACAUCCCUGGCGGAGGAAACAAAAAGAUCGAGUCUCACAAACUGACCUUCCGCGAAAACGCCAAAGCCAAGACGGACCACGGAGCGGAGAUCAUCUACAAGUCUCCCACCGUGUCCGGGGACUCCUCCCCGCAGCGCCUGAGCAACGUCUCGUCGACCGGCAGCGUCAACCUGGUGGACUCGCCGCAGCUGGCCACGCUGGCCGAUGAGGUCUCCGCGUCCCUAGCCAAGCAGGGUUUGUGAUCUCGCUUUGUGGCCAGCGGUCCGAUCAUGGAGAGAGAGAGAGGGAGAGAGAGAGAAGAGAGAAAUUAAAGAACUAACCCUG
Messenger RNA from Tachyglossus aculeatus (Australian echidna), 1729 nucleotides. RefSeq names its product microtubule associated protein tau (gene MAPT). Gene Ontology annotation, molecular function: microtubule binding. Lineage: Eukaryota; Metazoa; Chordata; Mammalia; Monotremata; Tachyglossidae. The transcript is spliced from 11 exons. Gene Ontology annotation, biological process: microtubule cytoskeleton organization; neuron projection development. The record is from RefSeq and is a predicted model, not a curated record. The coding region runs from base 355 to 1647 and encodes 430 amino acids. Gene Ontology annotation, cellular component: neuron projection.